AUGGAAGAACAGGAUGCCACUGUGGUAAGUCUACCAUCCGUUAGCACAACACAAAUUAACUGGGUUAAGUCAGAGGCGAAUUAUACACGAGCAAAAUAUGCAGCGCCAUGGAUUAUCCGACUAUGCAAAGGAUUGUGGAGAGAAUUACAACCGUACAAACAUGAACAUGUCUCCAGCGCAGUUCACUACACCAGCGGUUCUCAACUGAUAAACGAAUUAAUUCGGUUAAGUGGUAAAUCCGAUAGAUUACUAGCAUCCGGGGUUUGGCAAUUGUUAUUAGAAGAAUCGGCAAUUGAACCUUGCGAUCACCAGGGAAAAUCAAUUUCAGCAGCGGAUGCGAAGGUGGAGGAAUUCGUUGAUGAUUUAUCUCGAUAUUAUCGUUGCUGCUGCCCACCGUAUCACAUGACAAGUUUAGAUGAGGAGCUGCAGCAACUCAACCAACAUCCGUUGUCAACUUGCCUCGUAGCAACUGGUAAACAUCGAAUUGAUACCCUUCGUAAAUACGCUUCCGCUAGUGUUCAUACGGAUAGUGUUGAGAAUGAUGAAAACAGUGUUGAUAGAUUUAGUCUUCUGUUAGACAGGGUAUAUGAAUUGGCAUCCGACGCUGUUUUUCGCCGCAUUUUACUAAAGCCAUGCAACCAAAGGACACAAACUGAAUUGGAAUUUGUGUUUAGCGAAUUGUCCACAAGUCCUUCUCUUGGACAACUAUCUAUUUCAGUAAGAAAGGAACUUAGCAAGUGCAUAAACUAUGAAGUUCACCGUGAAGCCGGCGCACUGAUAUUUCGCCAAGGUGACCCAGGCGAUUCGUGGUACAUCAUUCACCGUGGAAGCGUGUGGGUCCAUGUUGAUGGUCAGGGCUAUGUCUGUCGGCUAUCGGAAGGUGACGAUUUUGGCAAACUCGCGAUUGUGACUGGUUCUGAAAGGGCUGCAAGCAUAAUACUGGCUGAAAACAAUUGUCAUUUUCUCCGAGUUGACAAAAAUGAUUUUACUCGCAUUUUAACUGACGUAGAAGAAAGUAGGGUGCGGUUGCGUGAAGGUGAAUCUGACGUUCUCAUUUUGGAGCGUUGUGCAGGUGUUUUGCCUGCAAAUGAUAAAAUAAAGUUAUCGUAG
Messenger RNA from Dicrocoelium dendriticum, 1110 nucleotides. NCBI's taxonomy places the organism in Eukaryota, Metazoa, Platyhelminthes, Trematoda, Plagiorchiida, Dicrocoeliidae. The record is from the annotation of a GenBank genome assembly.